Messenger RNA from Tarenaya hassleriana, 3599 nucleotides. RefSeq names its product formin-like protein 5. Gene Ontology annotation, biological process: actin nucleation; actin cytoskeleton organization. Bases 587 to 3277 code for a protein of 896 amino acids. Lineage: Eukaryota; Viridiplantae; Streptophyta; Magnoliopsida; Brassicales; Cleomaceae. The transcript is spliced from 7 exons. Gene Ontology annotation, molecular function: actin filament binding. The record is from RefSeq and is a predicted model, not a curated record.
UAUGUGCUAUGAUACCAAAAUAGCCAAUUUAAUUUCAUGGAGGUGCAGAUCUCUAUAAUAAGCUCCGCAUAAUUUUCGUUGUUCAAUUUUGAGGAAAGGGAUUUCUUUUUACGAAGAAGGUUCCGUAAAAUUUAUGAAACUCGAGAGCAGCUAAUCUCUCCGGAAAAUUUCCCGUCGACCUUUCCAGGAACCCAGGUUGACAAUUUUGAGAUUUUUAAUUGGAUCUCGCCAUAACCAAACACUUUUCUGGUUUUUCGCAGCUGGGAAAUAUUUUCCCGGAAAAUCAUAUUCCGUUGAAGCUAUCGUUCGAGCUUGAUUUCAGAAAAUUUCAUCGGUGUUAACUCCAAUUUUUAGGAAUUUCGAUGUGGGUCGUCGAGUUUUUGUUCAAAAUUUCGAUCUUGAUCGUAAUUAAGAGACGGGGUUUUCCGCGGUUCGUGCAUAAGAAUCGGCAUAGUGUUUGCGUCGAAAUGUUGUAAUCCUGCGCGCUGUUGUACGGUCAAUCCAUGGUUGAUGAAGGAGCUCGAGCGUCUGGUUACGCCAUUGUUUCUGAUGAUUGAAGCGUUUCGUGAAAUGAAAAGGAGCAGAUAUGAUUGGAAUGCCGAUUCGGCGACGAAUGUGUAAUCGUAAUAGGAGUUGUUUGAUUUUCUGGGUGGUUUUGCUUUCUGGGUUCUUAGUGAUAAGCUUGGAAAAGAACUCAGAGAAUGAGAAGACUUUCCUCAGACAAUUCAUCGUCCCUGAUGAGCGAAUGGUAGAGUCAUUACUGACAAAUUGCGGGCAAGAUGUAGACUGUGUGAAGGAGGCUGUUGAGGAAUUCAACUUAUGUUUACCGGUAGCAAAAGAUAACGUCGAGAAACAUAUCUUUCUUGAUUGCGUCGGGAAAAGCAGAAAGGCUCUUGAUGUAUUUGGACACAAAGUUGGGUUUGAGAUUCAUCGUGAUAAGUAUCUCAAGGUCUCGUUGUCUUUGCCUAGUGCUCCAAGGAGGAAUCUUGCCUCUAAGCCUAGCCCCGGCCCUUCCCCAUCUCUUGGUACCUUUGCCCCUUCUCCCAAGCAUAGUCGGAUCCCACCUACUCGUGCAAGAGCACCCUCCCCUUGGAACUCGUUCUUUCCUCCAAAAGUUAAUAUGAGACCUCCUCCUCCUCCUCCUCCCGCUAAGAAAAACUCUUCUAGCAAUUCACGGCCUGGUCCGGGUAAAGGAGGAGAUGACAACCAUAAAACAGUCAUCAUUGCGGUUAUUGUAACUGCGGUUGUGACAUUUAUGUUUGCUGCAUUGUGCUUCUUGUGUUGUAUGAAGGUAUUUGGACAUCGUUCAGGAGGCAAGCAAAAUGAUGAGCGGCCUCUUCUCAGUCUAAGCAUGAAUGAUUACUCUGUCGGCUCCUCACUCAAGUAUGGGGGUUCAACUAGAGGUGAAAAGCUUGGUGAUAAUGAAGCCUUCCAUAUUUAUUCAAACCAAUGGAAAAAGCCGGAGAGCAAUUUUUUUAUGGAUUCUGAUUCUCUGAAAGAACGAAAUCCGAACGAUCUGGAUAUGCCACCUCUAGCUCUGAAACCCCCACCGGGCAGGGUAGGUUCUAAUCUUUCAGAGCAGCCUCCUUUGAACCCGCCUCCUGGAAAGGUGGAACCGCUUCCCCCAGAACCACCCACGUUUCUUAAGGUACCUCCUAGUGCAUCUGCUCCUCCACCACCAGCUCCUGCCCCUCCACCUCCAAAACCCUCUACGGGUCCCCCACGACCGCCUCCUCUGGCUGCUCCACCCGGGCCUCGGCCUCCUCCUCCCCCAGCCGCUCCGGGACGUAAGGGAUCUCGUCCUCCUCCACCAUUGGCUCCACCAGGACUGAAAGCUCCCAGACCGGCUUCUGGAUCCGUAAAUCCUGUAGAGGAUGAUGCUCCUAAGACUAAGUUGAAGCCUUUUUUCUGGGAUAAAGUGCAAGCGAGCCCUGACCAUUCAAUGGUUUGGAAUGAGAUAAGAUCAGGAUCUUUCCAGUUCAACGAAGAGAUGAUAGAGUCACUAUUUGGAUAUGCAGCUGGAGACAAGAAUAAAGGUGAAAAGAAAGAUUCGUCUUCCCAACCUGCAUUACCACAGUUCGUUCAGAUUCUUGAGCCAAAGAAAGCACAGAAUCUAUCUAUUCUUUUGCGUGCUUUGAAUGCAACAACUGAAGAGGUUUGUGAUGCACUUCAUGAAGGUAAUGAGCUUCCAGUAGAAUUUGUUCAGGCUCUGUUGAAGAUGGCACCAACAGCUGAUGAGGAAUUAAAGCUGAGAUUAUACAGUGGCGAAUUAUCACAACUAGGAGCAGCUGAACGUUUCCUAAAGGCGUUGAUUGAUAUCCCAUUUGCUUUUAAGCGACUAGAGGCACUGCUAUUCAUGUGUACUCUCCAUGAAGAAAUGACCUUUGUUAAAGAAUCAUUUGCCACCUUAGAGGUUGCUUGUAAAGAACUUAGAAACAGUCGGUUGUUCUUGAAGCUCCUUGAAGCGGUUCUUAAGACGGGCAAUCGUAUGAAUGAUGGCACAUUCAGGGGUGGUGCUCAGGCUUUCAAGCUGGACACUCUGUUGAAGUUAUCGGAUGUAAAAGGAACUGACGGGAAAACAACGCUCCUCCAUUUCGUUGUUCAAGAGAUAAUCCGGUCAGAAGGCGUGAGAGCUGCUCGUACCACUAGGGAGAGCAAAAGCUUCUCGAGUGUGAAAACAGAAGAUCUUAUGGCUGAGGAAACUAACGAAGAGAUGGAAGAGCAUUUCCGCAAUCUUGGUCUUCAGAAAGUUUCGAGCUUGAGUAGCGAGCUCGAAAACGUGAGAAAGGCUGCAAACAUCGAUGCAGAUGGCUUAACGGGGACUGUUCACAAAAUGGGUUAUGCCUUGUCGAAAGCUCGAGAUUUUCUCAAAUCGGAGAUGAACAGUUCAGGUGAAGAAAGCGGGUUUCAAGAAGCGCUCAAAGAUUUUGUCCAGAGUGCCGAGGCUGACAUCAAGAAGGUGUUAGACGAAGAGAAAAGAAUAACAGUUCUAGUGAGAAGCACAGGAGACUAUUUCCAUGGGAAAGCGGGGAAAGAUGAGGGCUUGCGUUUGUUUUUAAUCGUGCGUGAUUUCUUAAUAAUGUUAGAUAAGGUCUGCAAAGAGGUAAACGACGCAAGGAGGAGGAAAACGAAGACGGCCCAGAAGCAGAGUUCAACAGCUUCAACUUCCUCUGAGACUCGGCAACCGCCUCCUUCAUUAGAUCCUCGACAAAAGCUGUUUCCGGCUAUGGCAGAACGAUGUCUAGACCAAUCUAGCUCAGAUUCAGACAACGACUGAAGCAUAUAAUCUUCGUGGGGAAAGGUAUCAUCUUUUUGUGACAUUCUCAUCUCUGUUUUUUAAACCAGAUAGGAAGCAUUGGUAAUGGCAAACAGUUUAUUUUGAUUAAUGAAAUGUUUCAUGGGAUUGAAGUUGCAGCAAAACAGUAACCGGGACAUGUUGAGUCAUAGGAAUGGUUGAUCCGUUAGUUCUUACAAUACCUAAAAGGGUCAGGACACUGAUAUGAUGAUUUUUUUAUUUGUCUAUGCAUUUCUAGUACACAUUCUUUUACGAGAAAAUUUGCGCAAAUGUGAUAAUUUUGGAGAGAUUGGUAUAAACUAUA